AACGAAAGCGGGAGCAAAUCAACUAUAAAAAGAGACAUCAUUUAAAAAGUGAGCGAGGGGAGCGCAACGAUUUUCAAGCGGAGUGAUGUGGAAUUACUGUAUCUAAUAUUGCAAAAUUUUGGAUAGAAGGGCACAGAUUACUUUUGCAGAUUCUAUCAGCAACACAUUUUGAGUUGGUUGUGGGUAGUGUCGGGAUCGCCAUGCGGUAUCCAUGCACUCGAGAGUGUACGAUUAGUAUUCAUUACAACAAUAACUGCUUUUCCAGUAAGAUCAAUAAUGUCAGCAAGAACGUAGAGCGAGUACUUCUAGUCUUACCUACUGCAACCACUGCAAUAACGCUAAUCUGCGCAAAACGGCGGCUUAAUGAAUAUUAAUCAGGAAAAGUCCAGUAACGGAUUCCAGCAGCGACAUCCAGCACAGCAAUAUCCGCAAGCACAACACUAUCCGCUCCCACUACCGGCAACACUGCAGUCAGCGUCUGCUGCUGCCGCCGCCGCCAUUGCCACUGGUCCACAUUCGCUCUCGACGAGCUCACAGCUGCAAGACCUCGAGCUUGAAUAUCUGAAGAAGGCGCACGCUCACGCUCAAGCUCAUGCGCAAGCACAGGCCGCCGCACUGGUCUACAGCUACGAGCGCCAACAGCUACAACAUCAGCACCACCAACAACAAUUGCAGCAGCAACAACAAGCGCUUGUGCGGCGCUCAAGCUCCGAUCACGAACUGUCCAACAAACGGAACGCCCAUCAUCAUCAGCUUAAUACAACAACCACCUCCACAGCGUCAAUGGUUAUGUCACCGAGUCGCCGUCCGUCGCCACCCCGCGCAGCAGCUCAUCCCAUGAAUAUGCAUCUGAGUUCAUUGGCCCAUGCGCAGAUGCAACUUCAAUCCCAAUUGCAUCAGAAGCUUUCGGCAGCGGCCUCGGUUGGGAACAGUUUGACACCGCCAAAUCAUUUAAGCAAUUAUUUUCGCAAUCAGGCUUCUCCAGCUUGUGGUCUACCCCCACCACCGCCACCUCCAGCAACAUCCAACUCUAGCUCUAGCACAAUAAGCACGCAACAACAGCAUUCACCAGCCAGUUCGUCUUCCACCAGCGCGAGUACACCUGGUGGAAAUAUUCAGCAGACUGUAAAUAUGAGCUCAUCUCACAACCCGCAUAAUCCACUUAGCCACUUGCAAAGCAUGCAACCUUUCGAUUUUCGCAAAAUAAGUUCUGCGGCGUUUGGUACUUUGCCACCUCUGCCACCAGCGCGGAUGAGUCCAAAUGAGCUGGCGCAUCAUCAGCACCUGCAGCAGCAGGCAGCGCAGCAAGCGGCAAUGCUAGCCCAAGCGCGCCGACGUAUCAACGAAGCUUCCACUCCAUCCGAGAAGAACGCGGCAGUCGCUGCAGCUGCGGCUGCUGCAGCCCAAAGCAACCAGUUCUUCAACGCGAUGGCUAUGUCGGGACAUCCGCUGCCAUUUCCUCUACCGCCACCUCCACCACCACCGCCCACGCUCGGCCCACCCGGCACUUCCCCUACGGGUGUACCAACAGCAUCCAGCUUACCUCCGGGCCUGACUAGUAAUCAAGUAGCGGCGAUAGCUGCAGCGGCUGCAGCUUCUGGUAAUCCGAUGCCCCACAGUCUCCUGGCGUCACACUUUCCCACAAUCAAUCAUAACCUUAACAUAGGGAAGCAAGCUAUAAGAUCGAAAUCCCCAGAAACUGAAGAGACAAAGCUUUCUAUACAUCAGACCGAAAGUGGAAAUAUGGGACACUUACGCGAAGGGGCAGGCUCAUUGCACGCGCAACACCCACCUUCCCAUCGCCUCCAUCAUCACUCGGUUUCUCCACCCACUUCCAUUGGCUCUACAGCCAUCUCUAAUUCAUACCAAAGUCAGCAUCAUGAAUCUCGUCAAUCGCGAUCAAGUCACAUGGAUCAUUCAUCUUCUCAUUCCUCGCAGCGACUUACGCGAUUUUCCGCUGGUGUAAGCUUGCGCCCCGGACGGAAAUCUCAUUCGCCGGGCAAGCGUCAAUGGGGCACUUUACCAGCUAAUUUGGGCACACAGUUCAUUAAUCCGGUCACAGGCAAAAAACGCGUACAAUGCAACGUCUGCUUAAAGACAUUUUGUGACAAAGGUGCGCUGAAAAUCCAUUUUUCCGCGGUACAUUUGCGAGAGAUGCAUAAAUGCACAGUAGAUGGCUGUAGUAUGAUGUUCAGUUCUCGCCGAUCUAGGAAUCGCCACAGUGCCAAUCCGAAUCCAAAGCUACAUUCUCCACACCUCAGGCGUAAAAUAUCACCCCACGACGGGCGCACAGCUCAACCUCAUCCUUUGCUUUUACAACCACCGAACGGGCUAAUGGCGGGUCUCAAUCCAUUUGGUAGUUUUCCGCUACUCACACCACCGCCCGAUAUGAGACACCAUCAAAUGACUAGUAUGCACGAUAUUAAACAUGGAUCAGCUGACUUCAUGCACCGUUCAUACAUGGACAGCGCCAUGCUUGGGCGUUAUGACACACGCUCUCGUCAUCGACAAGGCAGUGAAGGUCAUUUGGAAGAUGAUGAAGACGAUAGCAUAUUAGAUGGUGGUAUUCAUAUAGGGGACGAUGACGACGAUGAUGACGAUGAUGAUGACGAAGGAGAGGGUAUUGUGGUGGUGGGGGAUGAAGGUGACAGUAUUUUAGAGAAAACUAAUUCAGAAGACUACAAUACUGAUGGUGGCGGAGACGAAGCUUCCGACAUAGGAGACAACAGCCACGAUAUGGAUCUCACUACACCUACGACUGACUACAAGCAUACCAAAGAACCAUCUUCCAAUAAGGUACCGAGCGGUGACUGCGAUGUCGAGUCGGGUGUGGCUGACCAGCAUAGCAGCGAAAGUAACGACGAUUCACUGAGUGUAACCGAUUCGUUCAGCAUGCGAGGUGAUUUCGAAAGUUCUACCUUUCCAGGCGUGGGUAGUGGAGGCAGCAGUAGUACUGCAAACACCCCUGGCUCCACAUCGAACAAACGCAAACGAAAAAGUCAGAACCCAGUUCGAUGUACCGUGCAAUCGGAUGAAAACUCCUGUGAUAACUCCAACGAAUACGAUGUAGCCGCCGAUUUGUCGCUGAAAAAAUCAGUUCCAAAAGCGAGUUCUGAGGCUGAGGAUAACGAAACAAAGGGUGACGAUUCUCAAGAUAAUGCAUCUUUAGAUUUGUCCAAACGAACUCGAAAAUCCGAGAGUCCAGGACCAACGGUGGCUAUUGCGAAUACCACCGAGAGUACAAAAGUUCUUCCGUCACCACCGCUGACACCAUCAACUUCAACUAGUGAACCCACGGCUUUGGCACGCUCACAUUUAUUUUCCAACACACAACUUAAAUCAGAACCGAUUGACGAAGAAUAUGAACGACAACAAGAUCUGCAGAAUGGAUCUGACACAAGCCAACCACAAGAGCAGGAACACUCAUUAGACUUAUCCGCCACACACAGAAGAAAGUCAGAAUAUUUGAUGGACACAGGUACUUUGAAUGCCACUUCUCCAGGUGAUAGUGAAAAACCACUGGCUUCGAUCAAACAGGAACUCGUCGAAGAACACCCUCUUGAAUCAGAAACAAAGAUAAAUCCAGACGAAAACGAAAAUAAAUUAUUAAGGAUAAAAAGUGAGCUGGUAGAAGAUGAGAGCAAAUUAGAAUGUCCAAUCAAAAAUAAUAAUAACAACAUCGUUCCGUCAAAUGAUGCAACAAAGUGUAGAGACAAGCCCGACAUUCCAAUGGUGCCGGUUGAGUCUCUCCCACAGCAAACCAGCGAUGAAACCAAUGGAGAUUUUUUGUCUGAAGAAGCUGAAGUGCCCAUCGACAAAGAUAACCCGCUUAAAUGCACGGCUUGUGGGGAGGUAUUCCAGAAUCACUUCCAUUUAAAAACCCACUACCAAAAUGUCCACUUGAAACUGCACCACAAAUGCAAUAUUGACGGUUGCAAUGCUGCCUUUCCUUCGAAACGAAGCCGGGACCGUCACAGCUCCAAUCUUAAUUUGCAUCGCAAAUUGUUAUCAACGGGCGACAAUCACCAUCACGACAACUUAGCCGAACAUAUGGCAGUGAACAAUAACAAAGGUUUCGGCAGUACUACCAAUCCAGCCUGUGGUAUACCGAAUUCAAUUCAAGCCGAAUUUUUGGCUCGACUCUAUGCCGGUUCUCACGGUUUGCCACCACUCAGCUUUGACGCACUGAAAUCACAUUUGCCGACGGUAAUGCCGCACGCUCAAAAUUUCCCAGACACAGCUUUUAUGGCUGAUCCGCGUCUACUCCUAAAUCACCCAACUAAUCCAUUGCUCUUCCCUGGACUAACGGGGCUUCCAGGCUUCACGCAUUUGGCACCUCAUCUACUGGCUGCGCCCUUCAAUGGCCUUAAUCCAUUCUGUCGACGCCCAUCAUCCGAUUCCCACUCACCACACUCCACACCACCACCAACUGUAGCGCGUUCACCGCGCUGUUCUCCACACAGCGGAGGACCACCACAUCCAAAAACCUUAUCCGAACGAUCCUACCAAGGCUCACCGACUGACUGCGAUUUCAGCGCAGAAUCACCGGCGGGGUCCGAAAAGGCGAACGCGAUACCAAUAAGUGCAAACGCAUCACAUUUGCACCAACCACCGCCGCAACGUCAGACGCCCGAAAGGAUCUCAUGACCAUAUGCAACGCGCUACGCGGAAAUGAUGGCUUACCGACACUGAUACAGUCGACGAUGUGAGUGGCCCAGCGGGGGAGUCGAGGAAUGACAGAGUCGUCGAUGCGUCCAAUGUAUUGAGGUGCAAUAUUGUAUACUAGUGAUCAAACAUACAAACACACACAAACCCAUAUGUACACAAAAAAAAACUGGCUCACGCGACGAGAAAAGCUCAUUAACUUAUUAUACAAGUAUUGUGUAUGUGAGAGUAAAUUUUAAUUUAGCAAAUAGCGAGUAUUGUACUGUAGUUUUAGAGCGAAAGAGAUAGUUGCGUUUAUCGGCCACAAUCGCAUGUAUAUUACCAAAAGUGGUGGCAAAUAUAAAUAAUGAAAUUAUGAAAUCGUGUAUUAACAAUUUAAGAGUUUAGAACGAAACAACAUAUGAUAGAUAUAAAGUAUUAAGGGAGUAGUACUCAAUAUUAAUAUUCGAUUUCGCGUAGAAAAAUUGAUGAUAAAGUAUUCUGGACCGUAAGGUGUGUAUGUGAAUGUGUGUGCAAUAGCAGGAAAGGCGGCGAGAAUUUUAAUUUAUUUUUGGUUAUUGAAGUGAAAAUUUGUAGGUUUGGUCUGAAGGCUUCUAAUAAAUUCUACACAAAUUGAAUGUAAGCCUUUUUUAAUUAAAAAAAAGAAGAAAGAUACU
Anastrepha obliqua is the source of this 5321-nucleotide messenger RNA. RefSeq lists its product as uncharacterized. The transcript is spliced from 2 exons. Gene Ontology annotation, biological process: regulation of DNA-templated transcription. The coding region runs from base 364 to 4647 and encodes 1427 amino acids. Gene Ontology annotation, cellular component: nucleus. NCBI's taxonomy places the organism in Eukaryota, Metazoa, Arthropoda, Insecta, Diptera, Tephritidae. The record is from RefSeq and is a predicted model, not a curated record.